Molecule: messenger RNA, 6940 nt
Organism: Cricetulus griseus (Chinese hamster)
Lineage: Eukaryota; Metazoa; Chordata; Mammalia; Rodentia; Cricetidae
Source: RefSeq, a predicted model, not a curated record
AGCGCGGCCGCCACGCCGGCUUAGAUCCGUAGCCCUCCAUAGCCCUCCAGAGCGCCGCUACCUCGCCUAGGCCGCUGCGCCUGCCCCGGCCGCCAUGGCUGGGGGCUGCGGAGCCUCUGGACGCGGCCGGGCUGAGCCGCAGGAAAGCUAUUCGCAGCGACAGGAUCACGAGCUGCAGGCCCUGGAGGCCAUUUAUGGCCCGGACUUCCAGGAUCUGCGUCCGGAUGCGCGCGGACCGGUAAAAGAGCCUCCUGAAAUCAAUUUAGUUCUGUACCCUCAGGGCCUAACUGGUGAAGAAGUGUACGUGAAGUUGGACCUGAGGGUCAAGUGCCCACCAACAUACCCAGAUGUAGUUCCGGAAAUAGAGUUAAAGAAUGCUAAAGGUCUGUCAAAUGAAAGUGUUAAUUUGUUAAAAUCACACCUUGAAGAACUGGCCAAAAAGCAGUGUGGGGAGGUGAUGAUAUUUGAGCUGGCACACCAUGUGCAGUCAUUUCUCAGUGAGCAUAACAAGCCCCCUCCAAAGUCUUUCCAUGAAGAAAUGCUGGAGAGGCAGGCUCAGGAGAAAGAGCAGAGGUUGCUAGAGGCCAGACGGAAGGAGGAACAGGAGCAACAGGAAAUUCUCCACGAGAUUCAGAGAAGGAAAGAGGAGAUCAAAGAGGAGAAGAAAAGGAAGGAAAUGGCUAAGCAGGAACGUUUAGAAAUGACGAGUUUGCCAAACCAGGAUCAUGCCUCUAAGAGAGACCCAACAGGACACAGGGCAGCUGCCGUUCUCCAUGGAGGCUCUCCUGACUUUGUAGGAAAUAGUAAACCCCGGGCGAACUCCUCAGUGAGGUCCAGGCGAGAACGUCAGUAUUCUGUCUGUAGUGGCGAAGCCUCUCCGGGCUCGUGUGAAAUCCUGUAUUUCUGUGUGGGUAGCCCUGAUCAGCUCAUGGUACACAAAGGGAAAUGUGUUGGCAGUGAUGAGCAAUUGGGGAAGGUGGUGUACAAUGCUUUGGAAACAGCCACGGGCAGCUUUGUCUUGUUGUAUGAGUGGGUCCUUCAGUGGCAGAAAAAGAUGGGCCCUUUCCUUACCAGUCAAGAAAACGAGAAGAUCGAUAAGUGCAGAAAGCAAAUUCAAGGAGCAGAGACAGAAUUCAGCUCCCUGGUGAAACUGAGCCAUCCAAACGUCGUACGAUACUUUGCAAUGAACUCCAGAGAGCAGGAGGACUCCAUCGUGGUAGACAUUUUGGCAGAGCACAUCAGUGGGAUAUCUCUUGCUGCACACCUGAGCCACUCGGGCCCAAUCCCUAUGCACCAGCUGCGCAAGUACACAGCUCAGCUCCUGGCAGGCCUGGAUUACCUGCACAGCAACUCCGUGGUGCACAAGUUUCUGAGCACGUCCAGUGUCUUGGUAGAUGCCGAGGGCACUGUAAAGAUAACAGACUACAGCAUCUCUAAGCGUCUGGCAGACAUUUGCAAAGAGGAUGUAUUUGAGCAAACUCGAGUUCGAUUUAGUGAUAGUGCCCUGCCUUACAAAACAGGGAAGAAAGGGGAUGUGUGGCGGCUUGGCCUUCUGCUGCUGUCUCUUAGCCAAGGACAGGAGUGUGCGGAGUACCCCGUGACCAUACCCAGUGACUUACCAGCUGACUUCCAAGACUUCCUGAAGAAGUGUGUUUGCCUGGACGACAAGGAAAGAUGGAGCCCUCAGCAGUUGCUGAAGCACAGCUUUAUAAACCCUCAGCCGAAAAUGCCCUUAGUGGAGCAGAGUCCUGAAGAUUCUGGGGGACAAGAUUACAUUGAGACUGUCAUCCCCAGCAACCAGUUGCCCAGCGCUGCAUUCUUCAGUGAGACACAGAGACAGUUUUCCCGAUACUUCAUCGAGUUUGAAGAAUUACAACUUCUAGGGAAAGGAGCUUUUGGAGCAGUUAUAAAGGUGCAAAACAAGCUGGAUGGCUGCUGUUAUGCGGUGAAGCGCAUCCCAAUCAACCCUGCCAGCAGGCACUUCCGCAGGAUCAAGGGUGAGGUGACGCUGCUGUCGCGCCUGCACCAUGAGAACAUUGUGCGCUACUACAACGCCUGGAUCGAGCGGCAUGAACGCCCUGCAAUGCCCGGGACACCACCCCCAGACUGCAGACCCCAGGCCCAGGACAGCCCAGCUGCCUGCGGAAAAACAGCAGGCGACACGGAGGAGCUGGGCAGUGUGGAGGCCGCAGCACCGCCACCCAUCCUCAGCAGCUCUGUGGAGUGGAGCACAUCUGCAGAGCGCUCCACCAGCGCGCGCUUCCCUGUCACCGGCCCGGGCUCCAGCAGCAGCGACGAGGAGGAUGAAGAUGAGCACGAUGGCGUCUUCUCACAGUCCUUCCUCCCUGCUUCAGACUCUGACAGUGACAUCAUCUUUGACAAUGAAGAUGAAAACAGUAAAAGUCAGAAUCAGGUUGAAGACCGCAAUGCAAAGGAUAGUUGCCAUGAAAUUGAGCCAUCGGUGACAACUGAGGCUGUGCACUACCUUUAUAUCCAGAUGGAGUACUGUGAAAAGAGCACUCUGCGGGACACCAUUGACCAGGGACUGUACCAAGACACCAUCAGGCUUUGGAGGCUUUUUCGAGAGAUUCUGGAUGGAUUAGCUUACAUCCAUGAGAAGGGAAUGAUUCAUCGGGAUCUGAAGCCUGUCAACAUUUUUUUGGAUUCUGAUGACCAUGUGAAAAUAGGUGAUUUUGGUUUGGCGACAGACCAUCUAGCCUUCACUGCUGAUGGUAAACAGGACGACCAGGCAGGCGAUCACAUGAUCAAGUCAGACCCUUCAGGCAAUUUAACUGGCAUGGUUGGCACUGCUCUCUAUGUAAGCCCUGAGGUCCAAGGAAGCACCAAGUCUGCAUACAACCAGAAAGUAGAUCUCUUCAGCCUGGGAAUUAUCUUCUUUGAGAUGUCCUAUCACCCCAUGGUGACAGCCUCGGAAAGAAUUUUCGUUCUCAACCAGCUUCGAGAUCCCACAUCGCCCAAGUUCCCGGAGGACUUUGAUGAUGGAGAGCAUACAAAGCAGAAAUCUGUCAUCUCCUGGCUGUUGAACCAUGAUCCAGCAAAACGGCCGACAGCCACAGAGCUGCUCAAGAGUGAGCUGCUGCCCCCGCCACAGAUGGAGGAGUCGGAGCUGCAUGAAGUGCUGCACCACACCCUGGCCAACAUAGACGGGAAGGCCUACCGCACCAUGAUGGGCCAAAUCUUCUCCCAGCACAUCUCGCCUGCCAUCGACUACACCUACGACAGUGACAUCCUGAAGGGCAACUUCUUGAUUCGUACAGCCAAGAUUCAGCAGCUUGUAUGUGAAACCAUCAUCCGCAUCUUCAAAAGGCAUGGAGCUGUCCAGCUGUCUACCCCGCUGCUGCUUCCCCGAAAUAAGCAAAUCUAUGAGCACAAUGAAGCCGCUGUGUUCAUGGACCACAGUGGCAUGCUGGUGAUGCUUCCUUUCGACCUGCGGGUCCCUUUUGCAAGAUACGUGGCAAGAAAUAACAUACUGAAUUUAAAACGAUACUGCAUAGAACGGGUGUUCAGACCUCGUAAGUUAGACCGGUUUCAUCCCAAAGAACUCCUGGAAUGUGCAUUUGAUAUCGUCACUUCUACCACCAACAGCUCUCUGCCCACUGCCGAAACUAUCUACACUAUCUGUGAAAUCAUCCAGGAGUUUCCCACACUUCAGGAAAGAAAUUACAGCAUUCACUUGAACCAUACAGUGUUACUGAAGGCAAUACUCCUACACUGUGGGAUUCCAGAAGAUAAACUCAGUCAGGUCUACGUUAUUCUGUAUGAUGCUGUGACUGAGAAGCUGACAAGGAGAGAGGUGGAAGCUAAAUUCUGUAACCUGUCAUUGUCCUCUAAUAGUCUGUGUCGACUCUACAAGUUCAUCGAGCAGAAGGGGGAUUUGCAAGACCUAACCCCAACAAUAAACUCACUAAUAAAACAGAAAACAGGUGUUGCCCAGUUGGUGAAAUAUAGCUUAAAAGACCUGGAGGAAGUUGUCGGGCUGCUGAAAAAGCUGGGUGUGAAGUUACAGGUCUCCAUCAACCUAGGCUUGGUUUACAAGGUGCAGCAGCACACUGGCAUCAUCUUCCAGUUCCUGGCAUUCAGCAGACGCAGGCAAAGGGCUGUGCCUGAGAUCCUUGCAGCUGGCGGCAGAUAUGACCUGCUGAUUCCCAAGUUCAGAGGCCCACAGGCUCUGGGGCCAGUCCCCGCUGCUGUUGGUGUCAGCAUAGCCAUAGACAAGAUAUUCGCUGCUGUCCUCAACAUGGAAGAGCCUGUUACAGUAAGUUCCUGUGACCUCCUGGUUGUCAGUGUCGGCCAGAUGUCCAUGUCCAGGGCCAUCAACCUAACCCAGAAACUCUGGACAGCGGGAAUCACUGCAGAGAUCAUGUACGACUGGUCACAGUCCCAAGAAGAAUUACAAGAGUACUGCAGACAUCAUGAAAUCACCUAUGUGGCCCUGGUCUCUGAUAAAGAAGGAAGCCAUGUUAAGGUCAAGUCCUUUGAGAAAGAGAGGCAAACAGAGAAGCGUGUAUUGGAGUCAGAUCUUGUGGAUCAUGUUAUGCAGAAACUGAGGACCAAAGUCAGUGAUGAAAGGAAUAUCAGAGAAGCUUCUGAUAAUCUUGCUGUACAAACUGUGAAGGGGUCGUUUUCUAAUGCUUCAGGUUUGUUUGAAAUCCAUGGAACAACAGUAGUCCCCACUGUGAGUAUCAUAUCUCCAGAAAAGCUGUCAGCCAGCACCAGGAGGCGACAUGAGACUCAGGUACAAACCCGACUUCAAACCGCCCUUGCCAAUUUACAUCAGAAAAGCAGUGAAAUUGAAAUUUUGGCUGUGGAUCUACCAAAAGAAACAAUCUUACAAUUUUUAUCGUUAGAGAACAAGAUUUUACCAAGUAGCCUGUCCUAGUUUGUUUUCUGUAGCUAUGUAAAACACCAACCAAAAGCAAUUGGGGAUGAAAAGGACAGGAACUGCAGGGCAAGAAGAAACCACGGAGGAAUGCAGGAGGACUGCUGCUAUCCCCUGGCUUGCUUGUUUAUGCUUGCUUGCAUAUAUAGCUCAGGCCCACCUGCCUAGGGUAGCACCACCCACAGUGGUCUAGGUCCUCCAGCAUGUAUUGCUCAUCAAGUAAAUGGCCCAGGGGCCAAUCUGCUGGAGCCAAUUCUAUUGAUGGUCCCUCUUUCUAGGUUAGUUUGUAUCAUUCACAAAAACCAGCAUAGCCCAAGCUGGCCUUGAAAUGUAGUAGUACUCCUGCCUCAGGCUCCCAUGAGUGAGAUUACAGGCCAUAGGUAGUUUUUAAAACAUUUCACAUCAAAAAACGUUGUCUAUCCAAAAAAUAAAAUAAACUGCACUAAGAAUUGGAAGCAGGAGGGUCCUCGGUUUAGGGACAGAGUACUACAGAAUAACUGCCUCAUCAUUCCCUGUUGAUCAUACAAACACACACACACCACUCUAUGGCAGUUCACUGACUUAUGAUCUAGUCCAGUGAGCAGACAUUAAAGUCAACAAUCUCCACCUUACACAAAGUGUUCAAGAAAAGCAACCUAAAGUCACAGUAGCUCACCAUGGCAAGGUUAAGAAGCCUCUACACCUAUAGUCUUCAAGAAAAUUGAUGCUUCAAAAGACGAACUCCUGUCUCCCCAUAACCCACUCGCCGGAUCCAGAAAAGGCCAGGCAACGUCCCUGAUGCUCUGCUGUCAUAUCUGUCUGGUCUUUCCUAGUGGGAUGCUGAUGAACAGGCAUUUAACACAACUGUGAAGCAGCUACUGUCACGCCUGCCAAAGCAAAGAUACCUCAAACUCGUCUGUGAUGAGAUUUAUAACAUCAAGGUUGAAAAGAAGUAAGUUGUUAAAAUUCAGAAUUGUGAUUAACAGCCAAUAAGUCCUACUCAGAUGGUGAAUCACGGUGAAGAUUUUGUCCAUAGCAAAACACUAUACGCCUGAGUGUAGCUCAGGCUACACAUAUGUCACAAUUAUGUUGUCCAUCCAACUCCAUUCAUUACUUCUAAAAGUAUGUUGGCCUUUUCAGGUUGGGGAAGAAUUGUGUGUGGCAUGUGAAGGCCUGAGGUUCCUCACCUUUUCCUUUUGACAGGGUCUCUCUGAACCUGAAGCUCAUCAGAUUAGCUAGAUGACUGGCAUCAAUGGGCUUUAGGGACACACCUAUCUCCCCCUGUCCAAAGCCAGAGUUGUAGGCAUCACCACUCUGCCCAGCUUUUUAAUAUUGGUUCUAGGGAUCCAAAUUCACUGCUUGCUUGGCAUGCACUUUACCAACUGAGCCAUCUCCCAAGCCCCAGAAAUGGUUUACAUUAAAGAAAUAACCAGGCAUGGUGGCACACACCUACAAUCCUAGCACUUGGGAAGUAAAGACAGAUCAGGAAUCCAAGGUCAUCCUUAGCCUUCAAGGCAAGUUUGAAGCCAGUCUGGGUUACAGAGACUCUGUCACAAAAAAGCAAAGAGACAUUAAAAAGAAAAGCAAAACAAAAAUGUGGCUGCCCUUGCUGUGUGUAUGUCAAAAUACCAGUUAUUCACAUUACCAUGUAACUUAAAGGCUGUCAAGGAAGCUAGGUGAAUGUCUGUCUUCCACAACAGCCCUUUAAUUGUAAACUGUGAGUCCCAGCUCCAGGAAAGCUUAUGCACUCUUUGUAGUAAUUGGUCUCUCAUCACAUUCAACUAGUAUUGUUUUACCCACUGAGUCUGCCUGUCCCUCUUCUUGCAGAGUGUCGGUGCUGUUCCUGUACAGCUACAGAGAUGACUACUACAGAAUCCUAUUUUGACCCUGAGGAACUGUUGCUGCAUUGUUCAAAUGGACAGAGGCUUAUACUGGAUAAUGGAAUGUUGUACAUUCAUUUUAACUUAAAUUCUAAUAAGCUGUCCUACAAAGUUGAGCUUUGUCGGUCUUUCAUGUAUGUUAUAAAUUUAUCUUUUUGGAUACAAUAAAUGCUUUCAUAUA